ACAUCACUAACCCAUUCGAAUUGUUUGUAUUUCCAUGUUUGAUAAGAAAACACUCUCUAGUAUUAUAUGAAAAAUGACGGAAUACUACUGUAUGCAAUAUAUAAUUACUAAUUUAUUGUUGUCAAACAGAUAGUUUAUAAGAAAAAAUCAAUUUAAGUCUUUGAAAACCUAUGAUUACCAUAAAAUGAAAUGGUAUUAGGCAUAGGCGCUUACAUCGAAUAUGUAACAGUAAAACAAAAGUUAACAUAAAUUUUUAAUAUUAAAAAUGUAUGACAUUUAUAGGUAUACAUGCCAGUAAUAAACAUGGACAAAAUCAGUGUAUUGAAAUAUCUGUUAUUUUAUAAAUAAUAUAUCAUUGAUUGAAUGCAUUAUUACUAGCUUUGUUAUUUCUUCAUUGCAUUUAUCUCAAAAUGGAAGAAUACAAUUGUGUUUUUCCCAAAAAUGUGAUUUCAGAGGUGCCCAAGUUGGCCAUGUAUAUACCAAAUUUUGUUACAUCAGAGGAAGAAGAAGAAAUAAUCAAAUAUGUCAAUAAUGCUCCUUUGCCAAAGUGGACACAAUUAAGUCAUAGAAGGUUACAAAAUUGGGGUGGUAUUCCACACCCUAAAGGUAUGAUAGCAGAAGAAAUACCAAGUUGGUUAACAAAAUAUGUUGACAAAGUUUCAUCCUGUAAUGUGUUUGAGAAGGGAAAGUUACCUAAUCAUGUCUUGAUUAAUGAAUAUUUACCAGGCCAGGGAAUAAUGGCACAUUCAGAUGGUCCACUUUUCCAUCCUAUUGUAACAACCAUUAGUUGUGGAUCUCAUACGCUUCUUGAGUUUUAUAAACGACUUGACAGUACACAGCAACAUGAACAAAAUCUAGAAUUUAGUUUUCUAUUGGAACCUAGAAGUUUGCUUAUUCUGCAAGGAGAUCUAUAUCAUAAUUAUUUACAUUCAAUUGCAGAGAAAGAUACUGAUGUUGUUUCAAAAUUAACUAUGAAAAAUUUGAGCAUAUGCGGAGAAGAAUUUUCGGAAGGGCAGAUAUUAAAAAGAGGUGUUAGGUUGUCUUUGACAAUCAGACAUGUUCCUAAGACUAGUAAAUUAAAAUUAAAAUUUGGAUAAUAUACUUUUAUAAAAAAAACUUAAGAAUUACGAAGUGCAUUUAUAAAAUUU
Molecule: messenger RNA, 1148 nt
Organism: Osmia bicornis bicornis
Lineage: Eukaryota; Metazoa; Arthropoda; Insecta; Hymenoptera; Megachilidae
Product: alpha-ketoglutarate-dependent dioxygenase alkB homolog 6
Exons: 5
Coding region: 411-1097 (228 amino acids)
Source: RefSeq, a predicted model, not a curated record